AAAUUAUAUCAAUCAUGGCGGCAGGCGGUGCACACGGAUUGAAAUGGUCUGCGGAUACAUACAAUAUCAGAGAUGUGAUAAGAAGCAAGAAGUUUGGUCUACCGUUAUUGGUGAAGAUAGAAGAGGGAAUAUAUAAUCUGAAUGAAUCGGAAACGUUUUCACAGGACGAUCUCUUGAAACUCGACCUAGUUAAGUCAAUACCGAAAGUCAUAACAUGUUGUGUUGAUCAUUUAGGACGUACAGUGAAUCGGGGUGUAGUUCGUGAGGACGAGCAUGGGUAUAUAGAGCAGUCAGAUGACUUGACUAUCCCUCUCCGGUACAAGGGGAUGGUCAGAAUAUUCCAGCCGCAAUACGGUAAAAAGGAAUAUCACAGUGUCAGAGAAAUGGUGAAAGUCUUCCCUCGAUACGUGAAGACGUUGAAUUCUUUUGUAUCCAAGAACGGCAUCAGUGUUGAAAGAGAAACAGUUAUUGAACUCGACCGUAUCUUACCAGGAGAGGGAUUGGUGUGUAACAUUGUUGAUGACGACAAUUCAGAAAUCACAAAUAUUGUUCUAGGUACUAACGACAAGCAUAUGUUCUCUUUGAUUCCCGAUGAUACCGAGUACACACUUGAAGCCGUCACCAACAGGUUCCCAUUGCCGCAGUACGUCAGAUUUGUCGAUGGAGGCGGUCCAAAACUACUGACGGCCAACAUACAAGAAAUAGUGGAACACUCAAAAAUAUUCGAGGGAACGGUGAAAAUUAAAAACGUAGUGAAUAUGGAAGUACUUAUUGGGCAUUACAAACCCCCAGAAGAGGUUUCGAGGGUUACAAAAGGACACUGUCAGAGAACUCUCGUCAUGUUUCCCCUCGACAGUCCCAUAGCGAGAGAAAUCGAGGUGAGAGUACCGCCAGACAGUGAUGAUGAUGAUGACGAUAGGAUGGACUACGAGUUGGUAAUGGCCAAGAAUUUUUCACAAAAAGGCCUCAAUGAAGAGGAAGUUGAUGGAACUGUUUACAUAGACUUUCUUAAAGUACCAAAAGCCACAUUUGUUGAGUAUGAAGAGAUAGAUACGCCGCCUCCUUUGCCGUUUAGAAAGAAAGGUUCAACCCGGAACAAACCACCUCCUAGUCCAACAAAAAUGACUUCCUCGAAAUCGGAGUACGACUAUUCAAACCUUGGAAAACCCCAGGUUCCAAGAGGGCUGGUCCCCCAGGAUACUCCUCCUCCACGCCCACCUAAGAACGCUAGAUCUAAAUUGGAGCAAAAAAAGAAAGAUCGCCUCCCAACGCGAACCGUACCAACUGCAACAUCCUCCCGAGUUCCUUUGCCACCAGAUUCCGAUGAAUCGGAUGAUGAUUAUGAUCAAAUAGAUGAAAAAAUGUCUGCAUUGACAGAUGAUGACAAAGAAAACGGUUAUAUCCGUGUACAAUCAAAGGAAGCCAUUUUGGAAAAGGUUCCAGAGAAGUAUAAGUUCUCAUUGAAAAAAGUCCAAGAGGAACUGCUGAAAUUCGUAAAGAAAAAACGAAAAGAAAGUGAGUCUACAGAACCAAGCAAACACACUACGCAAAAGACUUACGACGAACGGAAACUGUCCAAACAAAGCUGUUCUGUCGAGUCUACAGAACCAGGCAAACACAGAACGCAAAAGACUAACAUACAACAGAAACUUUCCAAACAUAGCUUUUCUGACACAGACAAAUAUCAAACAGCCGAUGAAAGUCAGAGCAAGUCAGACUCUCGUAAGUGGUUUGAAUCUCUUAAGCCUAAUGACCUGUAUAAAUACUUGACUGAGAUCCAACUGGACAAAAUAGCCAUCGCCUGUCGUGACAAUAACCUUAAUGGCACAUUCUUCAACAAUUUAACGGAUGCAAAAAUUAUGGAAAACUUUCAUAUAUCACCAAUUCAAAUACUGAAAUUCCGUCGUUUCCAGAAUGAUGGUUGGUUGCCUAAUUAAUCAAGCGAAUUCUGAAUUGAUUUAAUCAUGUGAUACUCAGAAAAAAAACAGUGGGUAACAACGUGUUAAUAACAUGAACAGAUAUAUCACAUAACUGGGCGCCCAUCCCACAGGGAUCUCAGAAUGUGUUACAAUCUACGUGUAUUUGAACCUUUCCUAGUACUUUUUCUCUUUUUUGUUUUGUUUUUGUUUUUGUUUUUGUUUGGGGGGGAUGGAGGGCUAGAUUACCAUUCGGAUUAGUCCCCGGUGUUCAUAAUUUAGAUAAGGAUGGUAAGAACUCUGUUGCAAAAAUCAAUCCCGCGAACGUUUCUCAAUGAAAAACCUAUUUCUGUUGCGUGUAGAAAAAUGAGUUUAUGUUCAUUUAAUAGAUCGCUUAUUUUUCAACCUCUUAUCGCAUUAGGAAAAAUAUCAUUUGAAUAUGAUCACAAUGUCAAUGAUAAAUCUUUCAUGUUCUCUUCAUCAACCAGCAUGCACACUGUUUCUUCGGGAAUCAGGAAUGUAACUACCUAGAAAUAAAAAAAAAAUAAAGUAGGAAGUUUGAAACAAAUCACUUUUAUUUUAAGCUGUUCCUGUUGGUUAUGUUUUAAAUACAUAACGAUAUAAGUACCUGAUGUCAAAGAUCUGUAGUGUCCAUUGAUUUCUAGCCAUUUAGGGUAUAUAUGAUCGACAGCGUCAUUUCUACUGGGGUAUGGUAUCAACCAGCCAUAAGAUAUUGUUAGGACAUUUAUGAAGUGAAGUUAUUGUUUUAAGAGACAAAAACUGUUACGUAACUGGAUUACGUUUAAGCAUCAAUGAAGACUUUAUUUUUUUACGUUCGCGUUUUGUGUUAAUGGCUAAUGUAUUCAUGGUAUUCAGUUUUUACAAUAUUUGUUUACAGUUUUUAUUAUUUUGAUAUGACAAAACUUGACCAAUAUUUUUUGCAUAUUGUAUGUUUGUGUUAUAUGACAUGGCCAUUGCAUCGUUUGCCUGCAGACAUCAAUGGGAUAUGAUGUCUGGUGCCGAUCCAUUACCUAUAAUAAUGGUUUGUGCCACCAAUUUAUACAUCGACCUCUGUGAUAAGAUAUAUUUGUUUCGAAAACAUUAUAAUAUGUUUACAUCAUAGUCAAUUCAUCAUAUAGCAGCAUUGUAUGGAAAAUCAUUUUUGCUCGAUUUGCUUCAACUUGAUCUGAUAUCGCUAAUAUAUUUGAAUUAAUACAUCGGCGACCUCAGUGAAAAUUCCUUCUUUCCAUUACGCCAUUCACUCUACAAAUGAAAUCCAUCAACAUGACCCUUUCAUAAUAAGGACUCUUUGGCUAAGAGGGAAAGUAUGAAAAAAUACAUGUAAAAAUUAGGAGCGUCCAUGAAGGCGUUGAUAAACGUAUAGUGGACAAGUAUUCCUACAGGUCUUUAGUGUUUUAAACGAGGAUAAUCUAGUACGGCUGUGAUAUUGGGAUGUUAGGAACAGCACAGGUGUGUGUAGCAUGUUAGCUAUAAGCUAAACAGGGUAACGAAAUUGCACAAUUGGUAAACAUUUAAGCAUUGAACGGCUUUCAGUUGGCAUUCAUAUUGACUAUGAAUGCCAACUGAAAGCCGUUCAAUGCUUACAUUUACCAUCUGUGAUUUUUUAUUUGUCGUGCGAUUUGUUUUUGAAAUAUUCAAAUUCAAAUUUCAGUUGGCAGUUCAUAAGCUGGUGAACUCGCAACUGAAUUGGUAGGGUUAUAUAGUGGCAGUGCCAUACAAUGGUAAAUAUAGGCUGAAAUACCUGAUAUCCAGCUGUUCGACCGCCUAGGCCUGUUUUAAUUGAUAGGAAGACAUCUGUGUCAGAAGGAAUCAAUGAUAUUUUGCUCACCGCCAAUCUUGUUGAUAUGCAGCUUUUAUAAAGUGUAUGUUACCUUUAAUUUGAUUGGCUUUAAUCCCGAUAGGAAAAUAUGACGGAGCCAAUCAAAUAACCUCUAUCAAAACGAGGGAUUUUCAAUAGACAACCACGGGUGAGCAGUGUAGCAUAGUGUAGGGUAAUCAAUCUUGAGUAUCGGACCAUGGGUGUACAGGAUCUUUAGAGGAUUAUCAAAUUCUAACACACAGAUGAUGUGGCGCUAUUACAGAAUAAAGAAAACAUUGUAUGUAAAGAAAUAGCGCAAACGUGAUUUAGCACGAUACUUUCAGCGUAAAAAGCAUAAAAAAUAGAUACGCGUUGAAAUAUGUACGUUUACAGUACAUCAAAAUCACCAUUACUUAUACAUGUUUUACAUGUCACUGAUUAAGACUGGUGUAUGAUGGGGUAUGAAAAUAGGUUGAUAUUCUUAUUUCAGGUCAAUAAAACCAUGUAUCAACCUUAUGAAAAUGAUAUAAUUGUAUAUAUAAAAUCAGUUUCAGAGGAAGCCUGAUAUCGAAUAUGAUAUACGACAUAUCGUCAUAUUUUCAAACGGAAUUUGACCAUUCUAUGAAAUUAUGGAAUACUUCAAUAUUAAUUGCGACAAUCCUUGAUGAUGUGCCUUAUCUAAUUUGAUGCAUCAUAUCAUACAUUGGGUACGUUUUUUGAUAAGGCAUUGCGUAUUUACGUGUCAUAAGAAAAUAUGUUCUUUACGAUGACAAUACAUACAUGUUUUAUGUUAAUUCCCACAGGGACAUGGCACAAAUUAUCGAUCCAUGAUCCAUGUAUAUGUAGUUUAUGUAUCAUCAGUAGUAUCUCCCUAGACGAGCAAGACUACAGUACAGAAAUACAUACUACUAGGAUGUGAACUUGUUCCAAAGUCAUGAAUUUUGCAUUGUAUUGUAAAUGAUGAAAUUAUAUCGUAUCCUUGCAAUAUAUUUUGUAACAUAUAUAUAUUGUAUGCGAUAUCAAUAUCCUUCAGUUAGACAUCACUCAUAUUAAACAUUAAAGUAUUUGUAUUGAAAAA
Pecten maximus is the source of this 4813-nucleotide messenger RNA. RefSeq lists its product as uncharacterized. The transcript has 7 exons. The record is from RefSeq and is a predicted model, not a curated record. Lineage: Eukaryota; Metazoa; Mollusca; Bivalvia; Pectinida; Pectinidae. The coding region runs from base 15 to 1937 and encodes 640 amino acids.